AUGGAAAACAGAAAUGUGAAUUAUGAGCAUGAACAGCAAGCAAUUGGGGAAAGCGAUUUGGCAACCGAAGGAUCAUUGAGCCUAGCGCCAGGUGCUGAGCGACAUAUAGCAAUGCAAAAUGGUGCAGGAGCAGGAGCAGCGGGGCCAAGUGGAAUCAGUUGUGCUGCAAUGCCCGGUGUUAAUGUACUGGAUUAUAGCAUUGAUUUCCCGGAAUUGCCCGAUACUGCGCAUGCCGGAGCUGACAGCCUACUCGGUGGCGCCUGGAAUAAACCACCAGCAUUUCGUUCGGAGAAAAGCACCCGUACAAAUCAUACGGUGGUUCUGCAUUUUCCGUGUGACCAGCGUGCUUCGAUGACCGGCGAGAAGAGUUUCGGGAAUGUGAAUGCUGAGCAGCAGAAGUGCAACGAGAUCGCCAAUGCCACUGCUACACAUAUUGAAGUUUGCGAAGCCAAAGAUCAUUCGUUGACAGUUCUGAUCACUGGAAAACGUCCAAAAGUGGAGGAGGCACGUUCACGUGUUGCACGUGAGCUACAGACUCAGACAACCCGUGAAAUUGCGAUACCGAAGGAGCACCAUCGUGUCCUGAUUGGAAAAGAAGGGUCGAAAUUGCGUCAGUUGGAACAGGAAACGGAUUGCCGCAUAAUGGUACCGGGCCGUGAUGCGCCAAGUGAUAUCAUCAAAAUUGUUGGUCCACGUGAGGGCAUUGAACGGGCUGUACACGAACUGCAGCUAGUCAGUGACAAGCAGUCAAAGUUGGCCCAAGAACAUCUGAUGAUACCACGUAUCUACUACCCGUUCAUCCGUGGACCAUUCAACGAAACGAUCGACGAGCUGGCUGCAACAACUGGUGCCAAAAUCAACAUCCCACCACCAUCUGCCGCAAGCGAAGUGAUCGUUGUGACCGGUGAAAAAGAGGGUGUCCAUCGUGCAGCUGCUGCGGUGCGCGAAAUCUACGAGAAAAUGAAAGAGCUCGCAAAACCGGUUACCUGUCAGGUGGCACGUGCCCAACAUCGUUACAUCAUCGGACCGCAACGACGUGGCUUGGCGGAAAUCCUGAAAGAAACUGGCGUAAGCGUGGAAGUGCCACCGGAAGAAGAAGACUCCGAUACGAUAACGCUACGUGGCGACCCGAGCAAACUGGGCGAAGCAUUGGCUAUGGUUUAUGCAAAAGCCAGUAGUGUUAUUACGGCCGAAAUCACAUGCAAACCGUGGAUGCACAAAUUUCUCAUUGGACCCAAAGGCAGCACCCUGCAAACAUUGGUUCCGAACCGGGAUCGAGUACAGAUUGGUUUCGAGAAUGAUGGCCUGAUAUAUUUGGAGGGAUCGCCAGAAGAUGUGAAAAAAGCCCAAGCAUCGUUGCUGAACGAAAUCGACCGUCUCACCGAGGAAAUGUCUUCGGAAACGAUCAAAGUUCACCCCUCGCUUCAUCGACAUGUUAUUGGCCGAGGAGGUGCACUGAUUUCCAAAAUCAAAGAGGAAACCGGUGUCCAGAUCACUAUCCCACAUGAACAGACAAAUUCGGACGAGAUCAAAAUUGAGGGAAACAAAGAGGGUGUCAAAAGAGCAAUUGAUGAAAUUGAAGAAAUUGUGAAGAGAUUGGAGAACGAAAAAACACGCGACAUACUGAUCGAGCAACGCUUUCACAAACAGCUAAUUGGUAGCAAAGGUGAAACUGUGCAAAAACUCCGUGAACAAUUCCCCUCGGUCAUUAUCUCAUUCCCAGAUCCAGGCAAAAAAUCGGAUAUUGUCAGCCUGCGUGGUGACCGAAAUGAAGUGGAUAAGGCAUACAAACAAUUGACAGCAAUGAACAAAGAACUGGUAAGUCUCAAAUUACAAAAUUUUUGUAGCAAAAUGAAAGAAAAAAUGAAAAUAGGUAGUAUGAGAUAUUGA
Gongylonema pulchrum is the source of this 1890-nucleotide messenger RNA. Lineage: Eukaryota; Metazoa; Nematoda; Chromadorea; Rhabditida; Gongylonematidae. The record is from the annotation of a GenBank genome assembly.